AAAACAACAAAACAAAGACCAAUACAACCUCUAUGGUAGAGCCUGUAGUUAACAAGUUUACAAGUUUUGAACUUGAGGACAGCACUGCAAGUUGGGCAAACCAAGUAGAAAAUGAGCAAAAAUAUCAAACAGAAACUCUCAAAACUCCUUUGACCUCAAGAGAAACAUGUAACAACAAUGAAAACUUGGAAAACAACAAGCAUACAAAAGACACAAAAUACGUGUCGAAUGAUGAAAACAACAAACAGGCACCUGAUAACAAGCACGUGUCUGACAACAAACAUGUGCCGAAGGAUAACCAACCAGGGCCCUCCUCUGCAGGUACUCCAAAUGACACACUAACCAAACAACCCACAGGUCUCAAAAGGGAAACAAAACAAUGA
Messenger RNA from Dentiscutata heterogama, 383 nucleotides. Lineage: Eukaryota; Fungi; Glomeromycota; Glomeromycetes; Diversisporales; Gigasporaceae. The record is from the annotation of a GenBank genome assembly.